AUGGAGACGCAUCUAAAAGUUGCAGGAGACCCUGCAGGUCUGGAGUUGCCCAUCCCUGGACUAGACCAUUCUAAGACAUGGAACCGUGGCUGCAUGGUCAGGGUGGUUGAACCUCCAGCCAGUCCUCUUUGGGCCGUCUCCGCUGAGGUUCGGUUCCACUUCGUUUAUGACCCGAUGAGCUGGAGCGCCGCUCAGAGCUACUGCAGGAAAACCUACACAGACCUGGUGACUGUGGACAGCGCCCAGAUCGUCACGACCCUCAGGAACACGGUCGACUCGAACAAAAUGGCCGCCAUAACUGACGCCUGGAUUGGUUUGUAUGAUGAUGUGGGCAGCUGGAGGUGGUCCCUGUCAGACGAAGCUUUCUACCAAAACUCUGAGGCUCUCUACAGAAACUGGCCGUCCAAACAACCGGACAACGCCUGGGACGGAGAGGCCUGCCUGGAGAUGCUUGAAAACGGAGACUGGAACGAUAUUGGCUGUGAUGUUCAGCGUAAACCGAUCUGCUCUACUGUCAGCGGGCUAACGGCGACCUUCACAGUCAUCAACACCUUGAUGAACUGGACUCAGGCUCAGAGUUACUGCAGAACCCACCACACUGACUUGGCCAGUGUGAGACAUUCAGCUGACAAUGACAACCUAAAGGCAGCCAAACCUGCAAAGGAAGCCGUCUGGCUCGGGCUCUUCAGAGACCAGUGGAAGUGGUCCAGCGGAUCCCUUCUCACAUAUCCGUACUGGAACGCUGGAGAACCCAACGGUCCACUGGAGAACUGUGCAGCAAUGGACUUCACCAACUCCGGACACUGGGUGGACUGGGAAUGUCACCUGACUAAACCUUUCAUCUGCUACUACGAAAUCCCGUCCACAAACCAUGUGAUGAAGGUGAAGCUGGUGGGAAGUUCCUCUGUGGACCUGAAGGACGGCGCUGUGCAGGCAGGCCUGCUGAGACAGCUCCAGCAGAAGCUGAAGGACCGAGGGGUGACUGCAGGGAUCAGACUGAGGUGGAUGAAGCAGCCGGACGGAAAUGUCUUCUACCAGGAGAAACAGGACGACCAAACUGAAACAGAGUUCAUACGUCAGGAAGGGGGGAUGCACAGGGGUCAGCGAUCCAGCCGGGGGACAGUAGGGAGGACUUGGAGGCUCAGGGGACAAACAGAGGACAGGGACAAAAUCCUCCAACCAGAGGCCGAGUCGUGA
Messenger RNA from Poeciliopsis prolifica (blackstripe livebearer), 1197 nucleotides. Its product is annotated as lymphocyte antigen 75-like. The coding region runs from base 1 to 1197 and encodes 398 amino acids. Lineage: Eukaryota; Metazoa; Chordata; Actinopteri; Cyprinodontiformes; Poeciliidae. The record is from RefSeq and is a predicted model, not a curated record. The transcript has 7 exons.